GUCUAUCACAGUACCUCUUCCGUCUAACUCGACCCCUCAGCACAUCAUGAAAAACCGAAUCUCCUCAUUAAGGCCCCUCUGCCAUCCUCGAGCGAAAGCCCUCCCCGUUUAUCGCAACUAUUCGACAAGCAAACCUCCGAAUCCGCAAUCACAACCGCAACCGCGGCCGCAGCCCAACAACAAACUACAAUUCAGAGACAUCCCCGCCACAGCUGUGAACUACUACUGGGACACACAAGCACCGGAUGAAAGCCAACUCGCCUACGCAGACAAAUUCUUCGCUCCCUCGCGCCACUCCCCAAUCAAGCUCUGGACCCUGAGCAAGUUCCGCACGACGCCGCUCUCCUCGACCACUCCCGAAGUAGCAUUUCUAGGGCGGUCGAAUGUCGGUAAAAGCUCGCUAUUGAACGCCCUUAUGGGGCAGGAAAUAUGCUGGACGUCGUCGAAACCAGGGCGCACGCAGACGAUGAAUGCAUUCGGGAUCGGAGGGACAAAGGGCGGCGAGUCGAAGGUCGUGUUGCUUGAUAUGCCGGGAUACGGAAAGGGGAGUCGAUCGGAAUGGGGUAAUGAGAUUAUGAAGUAUUUGAAAAAUAGGAAACAACUCCGCCGCACCUUCAUCCUAAUCGACGGCCAGCACGGCAUCAAGCACUCCGACGAAGGCAUACUUGAAUUGUUCCGCCACUACGCCAUCCCGCACCAGAUCAUCGUCUCAAAAGUGGAUAAUAUCAUGGCGGCGAGGACGAGCCAGCUCGCGACUGGAGUAACGGAGGAACGUCUGCUCCAGACACAGAAGAAGAUACAGGAGCUCCGUCCUAUCAUCCAGCCUGUUGGCCGAGACGAGGGCCCCGGUGCUUUGGGGGAGAUUUUGACAUGCAGUUCGAAGGUCCUCCGGACACCGGGGAAUUACUUGGGGAUUAGUCCCAUUCGUUGGGCUAUUUUGUCUGCUGCGGGCUAUGAUGGGAUGAUGGAGGUGAAGUCUAGCUAUGGCCAACCUGAUCUGACGGGGUCAACUAUGUCCUCUGGGGCUGGGCCUUGAGGGGUUUUGGUGCCUUCUCUGGCUGCUGAAAUGUUCGUUGAUAGUGCGCACUGAUCCUUAUGGACUGGCCAGCUUGGCUAGCUGCGAGAAAGAUCGCGUGACGGGGCUCUGCUAAUCUCAUGUCGCUGUUGCUGCAGCGAUUACCUAGUGGAUGUUGGGACUGCUUUACAUGCUGAGUAUUUAUCAUCUGACCUAGAGAUGCAAUACUGGGCCCGUGGAGUAAUUCGCGGUAUGUGCGGCCUCGUACCUCGAGCCCGGCCCAGGAUUCCAUGCCGCUCAGCCUGCACCAUGGUUUUCGGCCUGUUAAGGACCGCGCCACCUUACACCGCGCUUCCCAGGGCAGGCGGGGGAAAGUGGAAAAAGCCAUAGUCUCAUCUUCGGCUAUGUUUACGAUGGAGCCAUGCGCUUCCAGGCUAAAACCGC
Molecule: messenger RNA, 1459 nt
Organism: Aspergillus eucalypticola CBS 122712
Lineage: Eukaryota; Fungi; Ascomycota; Eurotiomycetes; Eurotiales; Aspergillaceae
Product: translation initiation/elongation factor MRX8
Exons: 2
Coding region: 47-1036 (329 amino acids)
Cellular component (GO): mitochondrion
Molecular function (GO): GTP binding
Source: RefSeq, a predicted model, not a curated record